GCUGAUUCCCCAAAACUUUCAAUCACCCAUGGCCAACCAACUUCAACUUUUGUUUUCUAUCAUUACACUCUCUCUUCUCCGCUUCUGCUGCGGAUGUACCGAGAGGGAAGCCCAUGCCCUUCAUCUCUUCAAAGCUGGCCUAAAUUACUCUUCAAAUGUACUGAGUUCGUGGGAGAAAGGAAGAGAUUGCUGCCUCUGGGAUGGCAUUUCCUGUGAUAACACCACUCAUCACGUAGUGGGUGUUAAUCUUACAGGAUCUGACAUGAAGGGCGCCAUAUCUGAGAGCUUGUGCACCCUCCCUUCUGUUGCAACCAUACGCCUGUCUGACAUGGGAUUAACAGGUACUAUCCCCCCCUGCUUCACAAAACUCUCUUCUCUCGCACUGUUAGAUUUAUCUGGUAAUAGUUUGAGUGGGAAUAUUCCUCCUCUGUCUAAUCUCUCUUCUCUAACUAGCUUAGAUCUCAGUUGGAAUCAACUCACUGGAAGCCUUCCCUCCUCUUUCUCUAAUCUCUCUUCUCUAACUACACUAAUUCUCUAUCAUAAUAAACUCACAGGAAACAUUCCCUCUUCUUUCUCCAUUCUCUCUUCUCUAACUGACCUAGAUCUUAGUGAGAAUCAAUUCACAGGAACCAUUCCAUCCUCUCUCUCUAAUCUCUCUUCUCUAACGCACCUAGAUCUUAGUCAGAAUCACUUGAAUGGAUGUAUACCAAAUUCCUUGGGCAAUCUCUCUUCACUGCAAGUGAUGGUUUUGUCUGACAACCAGCUGACUGGAACUCUUCCCCCCUCAUUUUCAAGGCUCUCCUCCCUUAUUGCCCUCGUUGUUGAUGGGAAUCCAUUCAACCAGAGUAUUACUCUCUUAGUGCUACCCUCUACACUUGAACAACUCUACAUCUCACUAAAUGGCCAUCACAUUAUUUUAGAGACUCUCUUGCAAAGCCUUAGAAAAUUAGAGAUAUUGUCCUUAUCCAAUUGUGUACUCAACACCAGCACCACAUGGAUUCCCUCAUUUCAAUUAGCAAUGUUAUAUAUGGCAUCAUGUAAGGUAGUGGAUGGUCAAAUCCCCUCAUGGAUUUCGACUCAAUUCUAUCUUGAAGAGUUGGAAAUAGCUGAAUCCAAUCUUGUUGGAGAAAUUCCUUCUUGGCUACUAGAUAUGAGCCUACGCUACAUCAAUCUCACAACAAACCAUCUGCAAGGUCAUCUUUUGCUGAAUACUUCAGCUUGGAAAGCAAUAAAGGUCUUGGAUGUGUCUAACAAUGCAUUGUGCGGACAUAUACCUCCAAUUUGGCCGCCUCAUAUACAAGGAUUGUUUCUCAAUGACAAUUUACUGACAGGAAGCAUUCCUCCAAGUAUGCAGGUCUGCUCUUCACUGCAAAUGUUAAAUCUGGCGAAUAACCAUCUGAAUGGAAUCAUCCCUCCGAGCAUAGCCAAUUGUUCCUCACUUCAUAUUUUGAAUCUGGGAGAUAAUAAUUUGGGUGGUAUGAUACCAUCUGAGUUUGGUGCGCUACGUCAACUACAGUCACUAGUGAUAAAGAAUAACCAGCUGAGUGGAGCAUUUCCUUGCUCAAUAUCAAAUUGCACAAAUUUACUUUUUCUUGAUAUUGGGCAAAACCUAUUCAUAGGGCAGAUUCCUAAAGCAAUAGGAAACCUUUCAAAUCUGCAAGUGUUAGCAAUGAGGAAAAAUAAAUUUGAAGGUAGCAUUCCUACAGAAAUUGGGCAACUGAGGUACCUACAAAUCUUGGACCUCUCUUCAAAUAUUCUAUCUGGGUUUAUACCACAUAGCAUUUUCAGUUUGCAAGCAAUGUUGAUAGAACCACAAAAUGGAUUUAUCAUAUUUCAAAUGUAUUUUCUUAGCAGAAGGACUGAGUUCAUAUAUGAGGAUGAACUGAACAUGAAUUCUAAAGGUAGAGAUGAGCACUACACAUAUAUUUUUUCCAAGAUGGCAUCCAUAGACCUUUCCAACAACCAAUUAAAUGGUAAUCUUCCUUCUGAUAUAGGAAAGUUGAAAGGCCUAAUAUUGUUCAACCUAUCCAUGAAUAAUUUCAAUGGUACAAUUCCAGAUAGUAUUGUACAAAUGAGUUGGCUUGAAUCAUUAGAUCUUUCUACAAAUCAUUUCUCUGGACAAAUUCCAUUGGGACUUGGAUCUUUGAGCUACUUGGGGGCCCUGAAGUUAUCCAACAACAAUCUUUCAGGUAGCAUACCACAAGGAGGACACAUGGCAACAUUUACAAAAUCUUCAUAUGAAGGGAAUCCAAAUUUAUGGGGAUGUCCACUUCCAAAGAAUUGCUUUUGGCCAGAAUUUUCUCCUCCUCACCUUCUAAUUUCUUUAGCUACCAAUGAAGAGGAACAUAUUGAGGUAAGUCUGUUGUAUUGGAUUGGAGUCGGACUGUCAUAUGGUGUGGGUUUUGGAGCUGUGGUGGUGUCUAUUGUAUUUACAAGGAAGUGGGGACAAAAAUACUUUGAUGGGGUUGACAUGGUCUUGAAAUAUUUAUUUCCAUGGAUAAAAAAUUUGACAAUAUGA
Messenger RNA from Cryptomeria japonica (Japanese cedar), 2518 nucleotides. Its product is annotated as probable leucine-rich repeat receptor-like protein kinase At1g35710. The record is from RefSeq and is a predicted model, not a curated record. Bases 29 to 2518 code for a protein of 829 amino acids. Lineage: Eukaryota; Viridiplantae; Streptophyta; Pinopsida; Cupressales; Cupressaceae. The transcript has a single exon. Gene Ontology annotation, molecular function: protein binding.